This is a messenger RNA of Cladocopium goreaui, 2688 nucleotides long. The record is from the annotation of a GenBank genome assembly. Lineage: Eukaryota; Dinophyceae; Suessiales; Symbiodiniaceae.
AUGCCACAAGCUGUGUUUUCACCCAUCUAUAAAGAUUUACGAAUUAUGCCCUCACAUUCUCAAGCCGCCGUGUUUCACGGUGGGAAUCAGCCUUUGGAAUUGCGAGAGAUUGCGCUCCCGACGCUUGCGGCCGGCGAGGUGUUGGUCGACGUGGAGUGCUGCACGCUGUGUGGUAGCGAUCUGCAUACGUUCAGUGGCCGCCGCGAAACGCCGGUUCCGACCAUCUUGGGGCACGAAAUCAUGGGCCAUGUGGCCGAGUUGCCCUCGGGCGACGAGUUGCGUGACGCCCGGGGCGAACCGCUGCGGGUGGGCGAUCGCAUCACCUGGUCGGUGGCGGCUAACUGUGGUGACUGUUUCUUCUGUACUCACGGGUUGCCGCAAAAGUGCGAGCGGCUGUUCAAGUACGGGCACGAACGCAUCGACGGCCCCCAUCCGCUCAGUGGCGGGCUCGCUGCUCAUUGCCACCUGAGCCGAGGCACGAGCAUCUACAAAGUCGAUCCCGCGCUUCCCCGCGAAGUGGCGGCUCCGGCCAGUUGCGCCACGGCCACGGUGGCCUGUGCAUUACGGGCGGCCGGCGAUCUCAGCGACGCGGUGGUCGUAGUGCAGGGAGCUGGCACGCUGGGGCUGACGGCUUGCGCGAUGUUGCGACAUCAGGGUGCCCGCGAAGUAUUGCUGUGCGAUGUUGACCAGCAGCGACUGGCCCGGGGGGCUGAUUUCGGGGCCACGCAAACGGUGCUUGUUGGCGAUGACCCAGAGGGUUUGCGGCGGCUGGUGCACGAGCGUUCGGCCGGCCGUGGCGCCGAUGUGGCUUUGGAACUUUCCGGUUCUUCCGCGGCGGUCGAACAAGUGAUUCCGCUGCUUCGCGUGGGCGGCGUGUAUGUGUUGGUGGGGGCGGUGUUUCCCGGCCCCGCGGUCAGCAUUGCCCCGGAACGCAUCGUUCGUGGGUGCCUGUCGAUUAUCGGCGUGCACAACUACGCCCCUGUCGAUUUGGGCACCGCGCUCGACUUUCUGGUCGCCUCGCAGGGAGAAUAUCCUUUCGCAGAACUGGUUGCGGCCAGCUACCCGUUGUCGCAGGCUCAGCAGGCGUUCGAGUUCGCACUCGAGCACGCGCCGCCCCGGGUGCUUGUCAAAGGGCGUCGCAAAGUUCGUUACGAAACGUUCGAAGAUCUGGUGGCCGACGCCGAGCGACUCUCGCAGGGGGAGGUCACCUCGCUGGGUAACUGGUCGCUGGGGCAAACGCUGAAACACAUCGGGGCCGCCAUGCACGGCUCGAUCGAUGGACCGGCGUUCAAUGUUCCUUGGUGGCUGAAAGCCGUGGGUCGCGUUUACCUGUGGCGAAAGCUGGUUUACGGACCGUUCCCGGCCGGGUUUAUUCUGCCGCGUUCGACCCGGGAGAAGAUCGUCUUCAAGGAAGACACCUCGUACGAAGAUGGGAUGGCCAUGCUGCAAAGCGGUAUCCAGCGGCUGCGAAGCGAACCGCAGCGAAUCGUGCAUCCGGUUACCGGCCUGCUCACUCGGGAGCAAUGGGAUCGGUUUCAUCUUACCCACGCCGAGAUGCACAUGAGUUUUCUGCUGCCGGUCUUGCGAUCUCUACGAUUUGUUGCCGGGCGAAAAGAAAAGAAGUCGCUUCGCCAGCUCGGCAGUUUUGGAACGGAUGCGUGUGAAUCACGACAAGGAGGCAAACGAGUCAUGAAGCGAACUACGUCAGCAACCGUUCGUCGUAGCUGCCAGCAACACGCAGGCGCGCUGCUGGUGCUGGCAUUCGUCCUGGUCGCACCCGCCGUGGCCGCCGAACCCAAAGUGGCCUUCGACGUGAGUUAUGCCGUCGAGUGCCGCGACGUGACGCUCGAUGAGUUCUUCGUCACGAACCCCGAUGAGAAGAUCGUUGAAGCGACCUAUCGCGUGUCGGUGCUCAUGCUCUCCGGUCGCGAGGAGGACCUCGAUGAGCUGAUGUUCGUGGUGACCAGUCCCGCGCGCCGGCUGCGGGUGGUCGACUUCCUGCCGCGGACCGAGGUGACGACCGACAUUGAAGGCCCGGUCGAAGUAACUGGCACUGUCGAAGAUGCCAAAUCGUUCGACAUCUCCUUGGGUGGAAAAGCCUCCGGGGAAUAUGCGAACAUCGAAGGCAGCCUGGCUCCUUCGGCCGGCGUCGGGCGAACGCAUCGCGAGUUGGAAAACGAAACCUACAAGCGGCUGCCACCCAAACAGCUAUUGCUGGCUUCGGGCACCAUGGCUCGGGAGUACGGCGUGUUUUUCAAGUUGAAGCCAUCGACGCAGGCCUCGUUCGAAGGGAUGCGUGAGUUUGUUGUGCAGUAUGUGGUGCCCCGGCAUUGGUCGGGCGAUUGGGCUGCGGUCGACUGCAUCGCGAAGGCCACCACGAAGAGCUAUUUCCGCGAGAAGCAGGUCGAAGUGGGGCGGCGCCGGGUGUAUGUGGGGCUGUAUCAACAAGGCGAUGUGCAGGCGAAGGCAGCCGCCCGACGGUUGAGCGAAUCGCAGCGCCAGAUCGAAAGCAAGCUCAACGGCGGGCGGGACAAUGACCCCGGGCUUUCGCUGAGCGGCGUCUAUCAUGUAGCCAAGCCGGUGCUUUCGCUCCCCGGCGAGGUGCCUGGCCUGUCGCUGCUGUGCGGCGAGAAGGACAGCCCGCAGGCCUCGGCCAUCACGCAAAGGACGUUCGCCGAGAACGAAUAG